AUGGCCCACGAUACCCAACACUGUUCCUUCGUGCUAGUGGCCGACUUUGACAUCGACCGCGGCGCACAGCUGACGUAUCAAUUCCCUCAACCUCUCGGAACAGAUGAGGGGCUUCUGGCGAAUCUUAUGCUUCCCGAUGGAGCGGAGAGGCAGCCCGCGGAUUGGACCGUCUUCUUUCUGAACCAGACGCCGUUCAACACUAUCCAACCCGUACUUGCCUUGGACAACGAUGAUGAUGGGGCUGCGGAUGAGGAGGGCUCCAAGAUGCUGUACGUGAUCAAUCUGGUGCGGACAAAGCUGGAUAAGACGGCGCGGAGAGGUGCCGUUGUGAAAGCGAUGGCCAUUUGCACACGGUAUCCCUUUGUCCAAAUCUUCAAGCCGGUCUUGCUCCUUGCGCUUGACGACUACUUCAUGAACCCUUCCCAAGACUGCCUCGCCCGCCUCUUCGACGCCGUCAACGCGAUGGACUUCAGCAAGAUGCCGAUCCUCACGCGAUUCGAGAAGCUCAUCAUGCGCCACUCCGAGCGGCAGGACCUCCACAUUGGCCGGUACGAGGACGGCUCACCCUUUGGCGGAGACCCGGGGACCGCCACGCAUCAGCAGCAGCAGCCCCAGACGUCGACGUUUCCCUCGACCGGACGCCCCACGCACAGGACGACCAACUCGGGCGACUCGCGUGUCAGCUUUGACGAGGGCCUGCGCGGACGCGCGGGCAACAACGGCACGAGUGCGAGCUACAAGUCGGCGAACCAGAUGCGGAGCCCGACGUCGCCGUCCGAGGCGUCGUUCUCGCUCGACGGGAGCGCAGUGUGGGUCGGGGACGAGAGCGGGCUGGACCAGAUGGGCUUCGUGGCGACCGCGACGGCCGCGGCGGCGAGCGCGAGCAGCAGCAGCAUAUCGAGUGCGGCGGGGAGGGGGAGGAGGUCGACGGACGCGUCGUCGUCUUCGUCGCACGGUGCGUAUGUGCGGCCGGAGGGGGCGCAAUCGCUCACGGGUGCCGCGAGUGUCGCGUUGAAGGACUCGCAUUUCUAUCAUACCGCGAUCAACUACAACGAGCACCUGCUGCCGGUGAAGGUUCCUUUGUCGACCUUUCCGGAGGAGGUUGGCGAGGGAUCCUUGACCCUGCUCUGUACUACCUUCUCCCCUACUAUCACGACUAUGACGGGCCCACUCCACCCCCACCUACAUACGAACGGCAUGCUGACACCUCCAGUGAUCGUUCUUUUCAACGCACUCAUCACGGGGAAACGCAUCAUCUUCCUCGGGCAUCAGAAGCUCGCGGAGAACGUCUCCAACCACGUCCUCGCAGCUUGUGCUCUCGGUUCCGGCUGCGGCGUCGUUCUCAGGGGCUUCAUCAAGCGCGCAUUCCCGUACGCUACUCUCAUCAACCGCGAGCAGUGGGAAAGCGUUCCUGGAUACAUCGCCGGGGUGACGAACCCAAUCUUCGAGGACGUCGGCUCCUGGGAUCUGCUAUGCGAUAUCAGCACGAACCGCAUGGUGGUGCACAAGGACAUAUAUGUGAAUCAUCCCGCGACGUGGACACCGAGCUCGAAUCAGCUCAUCUUCCGCACUGGGACCAUCAAGGCGGAGAGCUCCGUCGGGACCGAGGAAGACGUCGUCCGCGUGCAGACGAAGGAGGGGGCGCAGCAGAAGCCCGAGCUGACGGCGCGCCCGGACAGCGCGGACAACGUCUUCGUCGAGGACAUCUUGAGCGCGAUCGCGUCCCACUACUCCGAAGCGCACAUCCGCGCGAAGUUCACAGAGUACGCGAUGCGCUUCGUGCGCGUCGCAUCGCUGUACGAGGAGGAGAUAACGGGCUCAACGACCAUCGGGUAUCCGUCACACCCGUACAUAGAACGCCCAGGGGAGAAGCCGCGAUUGGGUAGCGGCGUGUACUUCUCGGAUGAGGUUGCGGGCGCAAAGGAGCUCGCUAUGAACGCGGGCCGGAUUGAGGGGUGGCGGAGGACGGAGUGCUAUAGGCUCUUGCAGGCGGACUGGCAACAUGAACUGGCGACGAAGCCGAUCCAGGGCUUUGACUUGUUGCACCAGCUGGCGCGUCUGCGGUAUGCGAAGGUCAUAUCGGACGCUGAGGCUGAGCUGAUCUUCCGUUCGAUUGCGGAGAACCUGCGCACGUACGAGCAGGUCACAGAGCUCCUGGCCUGGCUUCCUCCCCACCUCCACGGCCUGCAGCCACUCAGCUUCGGCCUCUUCCAUCAACAGGAGGCCGUUCGCGAGCUUGCAGUCGACCUCUUUAACGAGCUCCGUGCCCAUCCCAUUGGGGUGCAGUUCCUGCAGGCGCUGAACCACUUCCAACGAUACGCCUACGUCCGGCAAGCGCAUGCGCGCGAAAUGCGCAUGAAGGAUACCAAUUCUCUCACGAUACCCCAUUCUGCGUACAUGUCCCGCACGCCUUCAAAUCGUAGCGAGUCUAGUCUAUGA
Molecule: messenger RNA, 2439 nt
Organism: Dichomitus squalens LYAD-421 SS1
Lineage: Eukaryota; Fungi; Basidiomycota; Agaricomycetes; Polyporales; Polyporaceae
Product: mesa protein
Exons: 9
Coding region: 1-2439 (812 amino acids)
Biological process (GO): actin cortical patch localization
Cellular component (GO): plasma membrane
Source: RefSeq, a predicted model, not a curated record